Molecule: messenger RNA, 3728 nt
Organism: Spea bombifrons (plains spadefoot toad)
Lineage: Eukaryota; Metazoa; Chordata; Amphibia; Anura; Pelobatidae
Gene: KCTD2
Product: potassium channel tetramerization domain containing 2
Exons: 6
Coding region: 266-1000 (244 amino acids)
Biological process (GO): proteasome-mediated ubiquitin-dependent protein catabolic process; protein homooligomerization
Cellular component (GO): Cul3-RING ubiquitin ligase complex; cytoplasm
Molecular function (GO): cullin family protein binding
Source: RefSeq, a predicted model, not a curated record
GCUGCGCGAUGAUGUCAUACAUUGAAGGCUUGCGCCGUGCCUCACAUUGGGCAGGGACAGGGUAGUUAAUGACUCGUUUAACACUAUGUGAUAAAUUGGCCAAUAAAGCGCUAGUAGUCUGAAAGUGAAGGGUGUCGGGUAUCGCGUCAUGAGUGCUAAGCUGUCAAAGCGCUCGGAAGUGACGCCAUCACCGGAAGAAUCUUGUGCAGAUUGUUUUGGUGUUAUGGCUCCAGCGUACGCUUGGUUCUGUCCGGUGUGACCCAACAUGGCAGAGCCGCAACGGGAAGGCGCUGAUUUUGUUGGAGCCCCUUGCAGCCUGAAUAUACCAAGCACACGGAGCGGGCCAUCGAGUCCUGGCAUCUUUGCUGGCUCCCGUUCCCCGCGCAGCCCAACACCACAGGAGCCUGUCAGCCGCAAAGGGGGGAAAUGGGUCCGACUAAAUGUGGGCGGAACAUAUUUCUUGAGCACGAAACAGACUCUAUGUCGGGAACCCAAGUCGUUCUUAUACCGGUUGUGUCAGGAGGAUCCCGACCUGGACUCGGAUAAGGAUGAGACAGGAGCGUAUCUCAUUGAUCGGGACCCUACCUACUUUGGUCCCAUCCUGAACUAUCUACGGCAUGGAAAGCUAAUCCUUGACAAGGAGCUAGCAGAGGAAGGAGUUCUAGAAGAAGCGGAGUUUUAUAAUAUUGCCUCAUUGGUGCGUUUAGUGAAGGAGCGUAUCCGGGACAAUGAGAAUAGGACCUCACAGGGCCCAGUUAAACAUGUAUAUAGAGUGUUACAGUGUCAGGAGGAGGAGCUCACGCAAAUGGUGUCCACAAUGUCUGAUGGAUGGAAGUUUGAGCAGCUCAUAAGCAUUGGAUCAUCGUACAACUAUGGAAAUGAAGACCAGGCAGAGUUCUUAUGUGUGGUGUCUCGGGAGCUCAACAACUCUACAAAUGGGUUAGUUAUUGAGCCCAGUGAGAAGGCAAAGAUUCUUCAGGAGCGAGGCUCUCGAAUGUGAGGUGUAGGAAUAUUCAGGUUUUUUUGAAAGCUCUGAGGCUGCAACCAAAAUCCUUUUUUCUUGUGGAGCUCAUGCGCUGUAUUGCUGAUGCAUUCCUGUUACCCUCAGCGGGCCUUAAUAUGAGGGGAGUGCACAGUGUGUCCAGACUAAGACAAGUAAUUAUACCAGCUUGUUGCCUUCCCAAAAGCUGCCUGCCCUUUUUAUUGUAUAGAAUUUGGGGGUAUUUUAGGGUACACCCACCUGCGUGGGGUCUGUUGUGUUUUAUUGUUUAUAGUGUUUUCUCUGUGGCCUCUAAUUGAAGGAGCAAGUCACUUCUGUUGUGCUUCUUUUACAAAUGGACGACUACAAGGCAGAUGUUUAGUCUCUCUGACUUGAAUGGGAAAUCUCUCUGGAUCUUUGCCAUGAAUUAUAUUUCUUUAUGACCGUUGCCAAACAGUUGAACUUCUUCGCUCCAAGAAUGGGCCUUUGUCCAUAGUCUAAUGUUCUGUAAAUGCAGUGCUCAAUGUGUUUUUAAGAUUAGAAGAAGUGGAAUCUUAAUUGGAUUGGAGUCUAAGGCAGCCUUCUGGUGUCUAUGCAUGCAAUCCCAUAACCUACAUACUAUAAAUUCCAGUUUUGUUGAGUGUUCUUUGUAUGAACUUAAGCUAUCUAACUCUCUUUUAGUCUGCAUGAUCUGACGUAGACAUUUCAGGACCGAAACAGAGGUGCUGGUGGCUUAUGUCGUGGAUACUGUGGUUGUGUACAUUUUUCUCUCAAGAAUUGUCUUUGCCAAAGUUAAUGUGCUCAGUUGUUUUUAUACAUAUCCCUAUUUAGCAGAUGUUUAGUAGCAAACCUAGUAUUGAUGACGGCAAAAGAGAUGCUUGUUCAACAUGUGCUCUACUGAAUUGUUAUAUGUUUGAAAGCAAUGUGUAUUAUCUAUAGCAAGAGACCUCCUGUAUUAAAUUAAUUCAUGAAGGUAUAAGAUAAGUGAUGAUUUCUAUCAAAAGAAGCAAUUAACCAGUUUUAUUAACUAGCGGCUGUCUACAUUAAGAUGUAUCUGCAACAAACAUUAACAGUGGUAAACCCUGAGCUUUGUUUCAUGGGUCAGUGAAGUAACUUAUGAUUGAUUCACUGGUUAUUCUCAAGUUAUACCACUACAAGACUUAAGUUCCUCUGCCAUCCCAUGUUCAUUGAAUAAACCUAGUCACCAGGGAGUGGCAAGGUGUGCAUUUUCUCUUGCCAACUCCCCUACCCCAGCUGCUGCAUUUAUCAUUGGUAUUUUACAAAAGGUCUCAGUUACUGUAUGAAGGCCUGCAACAUGUUACGACGUUCUUGGUGAAAGAAGCCAAAUGGUUAAUGAUUUAAUUACAUACAUUAGAUGCAUGGUUCGGAGUGUGACGCCUGCAAUCCAGUGUUGAUGAUUGUAAAAUAAUUCGCUUAAGACAUCCAAAGGCAAAAUAUUAUAUUAUUAGUACUUUGCUGUCUGUGAUAAGAGGUAGAAGGGCUUUGAAACAUUUAUACGUAAGUAGACAAUGCAACAAAGAAGAAAAAAAAAAGCUGCAAGAAGAGUGCUGAGCUGUAUAACUAGAGUCAUUGGUAUCAGAAAAGGGAGGUGGUUGUGCCAUUUUAUAGAUCUCUUGUAAGACCUAAACUAUUGUAUUGUGAACAGUUCUAGAGAUCCCAUCUCCAGAAAGGUAUUUACAAAUGAGGGCUAGUAAAAUGGUGAAUGGUUUGCAGGAUAGUUAUUUAAAAAAAAAAAAAAAAAAAUGGCUAAGUGAUCUCAAUAUGUGUAGCUAGGAGGGGAUAAGGCAUAGUGAUAGAAACAUUUAAAGAGUAGAAAUGUUAGAACAAGAGGUCAUAAACUAAAAUUAGGGGGUCAGAGGCUUAGGUGUAUUUAAAGGAAGUUUUACUUUACUGAGAAUGAUUGUAGAUAAGCAAUUUAAACAUGAAUGAGUGAGAAAUAUGUCUAUGAUUACAACAAUGGGCAGGCCAAGCGGGCUAUAUGGUUACAAUCGGACAUUCAAAUUCUGUAUUUCUAGGUUUUAUGCUGUGGGCGUGUAGACGUGAAUAGCGUUUAUGGAUAUCAAUGUAAUAGUCAUAUAGGAUUUUGGAAACAAUGUGAACUAUGUUUAAAACUUCAUUGUAAUUCAUUUUUAAGUUACACCAUAUUUUCAUAGAAAGUACAGGGGCACACAGAUGAGAUUUCAUAUUUCUUAACUUUAUAUUUUGCAGUUUCAUACACAAAGAAACCUAUGUAAAUGUUAACAGAUUAAAAUAAGCAGUAUGCAUGUAUUAAAAAAAAAAACACCCAUUUGUGUAUAACAUGCUAAAAUGUAUCUUUUCUGAUGAUCUGCAUGAUUAUUCCUGCCCAUUGUUAUCUCCUACCUGUUGAGAAAGAAAAUGUAUCAAAUUAUACCAUUUCUAUCUCUGAGAUUAAGAUGUGUACAAGCUUGUGAGACAGACAGAUAUUUUAUGAAAAUAUAUCAGAAAUCUUUUUUGAGCUGUUACUGAAUCAUAAAAUAACUUUUAUUAUAUUAAAGUUAGACAAGUGAUUCAUUUUGCUCAUUACUGUAGGUGUAAAAUACUAACUUUCAAUCAGCUCAAUUUCAAUACUUUUCUGUUUUCAUUAAAAAAAAGUUUUAAAUCUAUAGCACAACAUUUACGAAAAGCUAAGCUUGUGAGGUGUUUUAAAAAUGUAACUUUAGAAUCUCAUUAAAUGUGAUGACAUAAUAAAAACAAUGAAACAGAAAAA